AAAGUUGAAAAGUGUAGUAAAUAAACUGCUAUUCUUGAUAUUUUUUUAUUCUGCUGUUAAAAAAUCAACAUGGGAUCACACAAACAUAAGAAAAAGUACACAUCAGAACCCAGUUCUUCAGAGGACUCUUCAUCUGAGGAUGAACGGAAGAAAAAGAAAAAGCAUUCCAAAAAACCUAGGCAUUCAAGUCCAGUGGAUAGUGAUAGUGGCCAAUCAAAGAGAGGAAAAUCUCCUGGUGGUUCUGGUGAUGAGAGAUCAAUAAGGAAACAUUUGAGGACUGACACAAUGAAAGGUAAACAUCAUGAACAAAGGCAGAAAGUCCAUCAUGAAGAAAAAACAAGUAGCAAAGUGUCACUACACAAAACUGAGCAUACUGAGAGGGGCAGAAGUAGAUCUAGAAGUAGACAAAAGGAUGAAAACAAUAGCAGGAAAGAUUAUCAUAGGCAUGCAGAAAGGGAUAGGGAGAAACUGGACAGGAAUAGAAAAGGAGAAAGCCAAAGCCAAGAUAGAAGAAAUGAUGACAGAGAGAAAAAAAGUUAUGAUAGGAGGAGGGAUGGCAGUAGAGAAAUAAAUGAGAAUAGAGAACAGAGAGAUAGACAUGAUGAUAGGGCAAGAGAUCCAUCUAGAGAAAAUUAUGAUAGAAGGGAAAGGAAUGACAGAGACAGAAGAAAUGAUAGGAGAAAUAGGGGUAGAAGAAGUAGUUCAUAUGAUCAUGCCAAUGCCAAAUGGGGCAAAUCGGAUGACCCUGCAAAAACGAACAAAAAUGAAUCUGGACUGAAGGAAAAAGAUAAACCAAACUUUGGCCUUUCUGGCAAACUGACUGAGGAGAGAAACACCUAUAAGGGAGUUGUCAUCAAAUAUAGUGAACCCCCAGAAGCCAGAAAACCUAGAAGGAGAUGGAGGCUUUACCCCUUCAAGGGUGAAAAGGCCCUACAGACCUUGUACAUACAUAGAGAGAGUGCUUAUUUGAUAGGGAGAGAAAGAAAAGUUGUGGAUCUUCCAGUCGAUCAUCCUUCUUGCUCUAAGCAACAUGCAGCUCUUCAGUAUAGGCUGGUGCCAUUCACUAGAGAUGAUGGUAGUGCAGGCAAAAGAGUACGACCUUAUAUCAUUGAUCUCGAAUCAGCCAAUGGGACGUUCAUCAACAAUAAAAAGAUCGAUUCCAAAAAGUACAUUGAAUUAUUUGAAAGAGACGUAAUCAAAUUUGGAUUCAGUUCACGAGAGUAUGUUUUAUUGCAUGAGAAUAGUAAGGAUGAAGCAAUGGACGAUGACGUGAAACAGGAACCGGAAGAAGAUGUGAAGGUAAAGGUGGAGAAUGAAACUUGAACUAUCGAUAUAGGGUGUGAGUUAUAAUUUAUAGUACCUUUCAAAUAAAUCAAUAGAAUGAUGUAAUUU
Molecule: messenger RNA, 1392 nt
Organism: Phaedon cochleariae (mustard beetle)
Lineage: Eukaryota; Metazoa; Arthropoda; Insecta; Coleoptera; Chrysomelidae
Source: the annotation of a GenBank genome assembly